GAUGUCAAUGCGAAAAUUAAUGACUCACUAGCGCGCUGACUGUACGGUAUCGAUAUUCUGACCACGUGCUUUGUCAAUUUUGCGGGCACUUGUCAAUGUUUAUAGAGGGCGCUCAUUACAAGAAAGAAAUGUACACCAUUCACUAGUAACGAAACAUGGCGAAAAGCCAUGAUUGGGAAUUACGAUCCGCGAGUGUAAUAUGGAUUUUAAUAGUGUUUUUAGGAGAAUAUUUUUGCGAUGCUUCACAAACUUAUUAUAUGACGGGACGGAAUUGCAAUCAACAAGUAGUGCUAGGUGGUGCCGUAGUGUAUUCUCACUACAUAAACUCGUCGGUGCUGUAUAGUGACGAUAUGGAUUGCUUAUUAAUGUUUAAAUCACGCCAAACUGGCUGGAAACUCAUGUUACGGGUAGUGGAACUUAAUAUUCCUGAUCGUCAGGCGAACGGGAUUUGCAAUGACGCGUUAUAUGUGUCAGACUCUCAAAAUAUAUAUACAGAUACCAUGCCAGAGGCGGGUGGUAACAAUGGGUUGUGUGGGAGCAAGCUACCAUCUACAAUAUAUUCCUCAGGACAGUUCUUGUCCGUCAGAUUCUUGACAGACAAGUACAAGCCCCCGAGUCGAUUUGACCAACACCCGAGAAAUGGGCGGGGUUUUAAAUUUAUCAUUACAGCAUUUAGUGAUGAUUUCAGUAAAGUGCAAUCUUGUGGCUCAGCAUUUCAAUGUGAUAACCAUAAAUGUAUAGAACCUGAUCUGACGUGUGAUCGGGUUGACCACUGCGGGGAUUACAGCGAUGAAAGUGCAGAGGGUCCCGCGCAGUGUGGAGUUAAAAAUGAGAACUUUUUGACCAAGUUCCUUUCACUGGGAGUAGCAGCGUCUGUCGGAAUCAUCGUCGGCGGACUGAUUGUUUGUAUAUUCUGCACAGCAGCACUAGUCUGCUGCUGUCGAAAUUCUUUCUGCCAAAAGCCGGCUGGAAGCACAUCAGGCGGCACAACGACAGGAACAACAGCAACGUUACUAAAUGGGGGACCAGGUUCCCACCACGGUUCCCAUCAUGGAAGUGUGCACGGGAGCCAGAUUGGAAGUCACCAUGGUAACGGCCAUGUACAGGCGCAUGUUGAUAGAGGUGGUGUAGUUCAUCAUCCAAUGAUGAGCCCGUUCACAAACCCCGCUCAACAGGGCUACUACCCGAUGCAUCCUGUGUACCCAUCCCCGCACGGAUCUGUUUACUCGGCUCAAACCCAGAAUUCCGGGUUUACAAGAGACUCUGGAAUUGCGCCCAAUCAGUUUGGUUACUCAAGUAGCGUGUAUUCAUCUCAGGCUCCAUCGUACCAUCGCUCACACACACCUACGAGUAGCAAGUCCGGGAAAUCACAUCACUCAAAUAACAGUGUCACUUAUACUCAUAAUACAGAAAAAGUCAUGGUGAAUCUAUAGUCAUGAUUUGUUUUGUUUUUUGUGAAAUCCUUCUUGUUUUUCUGGGUCGGUAUUCAUAAAACAUCUUAAGUCAUUUCCUAACUUAAGUAAAUUUCCUUUAGUUAAGUAUCUCGAUUUAUAUAAUAUCCUAAUAAUAUCUGAAAUACUUUUUUACAUUGAUUUUAUUGAAUGCAAAACCUUGUAAAAGACAUUUAUACAUUUCUUUAAAUAUGGCUUCAAAAAUCUAAGGAAAUCGACUUAAGUUAAGAAAUGAAUGAAUGUUUUAUGAAUACGGCCCCAUUUCAUUAUAUCUAGUUGUUUGAUCCCCUGCCAAUCAAGGUUUUAACAAGCGUAUAUAGGAUUAAUCUUGUUGUGUUCCAAUGGCUGAAAUUAAGCAUUAUUGCAUUUUAUAUACAUGGAUUUUUUUGUUUGUUCCAUUUUGCCUUUUUAGAAUACAAAAAUGUAAUUCUUGAAACAGUUAUGUCUGAAAUUAAAUGUAACUUCACGAACGCUUCUAUUUAUAAUCUGAUUCAAUAAAAUAGAAAGCAUCAACAUCUUGACCAAGUUUGAUAACUCUGUUGUUUUUCUGCUAGUGCUGAAGUCAUUUAACAUUGCUUUGUCCAUGCUUGUAUGGUUUAAAAAAAUAGAAAAAUUAAAGUCAUAUUGCUCUUUCUCAUAUUCACUGCAGUAGGGACAAAGCUGUAUAUGGGCUAUUAACCACAUACAGUGGUAAUUGUAUAUUUGAACUGAAUUGCAUUGAAAGCUCACAAUUAAAAAAUGUUCAAUGCAAAUGAGAUUAUUUGUUCAAUGGAUGGUUUGAUUGGUAAGAUGUUAAAUUAUGUGUAUUUAAAGACUGAGUCUUUAAAUUAUGUAUACCAUUUAUAUAUACAUGUACUUGUUUUGGACGUGUAAUAGAUAACUAUUAUGCAUUUUUUUUCGGGCUUGGUAUUUUUUAGCUGUGAAAUAAAUUUAAAAUUAUCAUCUUCAUUGACUAAUGUAUAAAUAAGCAUUUAAAAUGAGACAGUUUUUUAAGCUGGGUAAACACCACUAUGUUUGGACUGAACUUUUCUUACGUUUGGGAAAUAUCCUUCUCCGCUAGUAAGAGUAAACUCCGUUUACAAGAGUUAAUGUUCACUGGGAUCUAACGUUGUGUUUGUUGAAAAAUUAUAACAUACAAAAACUUUGUUGACAUUUGGAAAUAAAGGUUGGUAUAAGCUGUGUAAGAUUAACUUGUACAGAAUUUGCCUUAGUUGGUCUCCAUUGCAAACAUCGAUUGAGACGCUGGCGGUGGUGAAUUUAACUGUUGGUGAGAGCUUGCAGCAGGCUUAGUUAGGAUCUGUUGUCCAUCUUAGUAACUGGUUGGCUAUGGAAAGUUCAUCUAUGCUAGCCCCUUGCAUUACUAUUAUGUUCAUUGCAACAGGUACCCAUUGCCCUCCAUUGGACAUGCAUUCGUGAAGUUGGACACCGCCAGCGUCUCAGUUCGCGUUAGCCAACGUUGUCCAACUUAGGCAAAUUCUGUACAACUUUAUCAAUGUCAGUAAAUGUCGGUCCAAAUUUUGUAAUGUGAACCCAGCUUAAAGAAGCAAAAAUAAAUUGUAUAAAUGUUUUGGAGUUUAAAACUUAAGUCUAUUUUUUGUAUAAUAUUUAAGAAAUUAAAACAGAACUAGUCUUUCAUGCAGUGCUCAUAUUAGAAAAUAAUAAUUAUAUUUAAGUAUUAUGGACAUUUCUUGUGGGUAGUUUAACCAAUAAUUUGGGUACACCAUGUUUACAAGUAGCAUUAUUUGAUAAUAUCAUAAUUAUAGGCAGCUGAAAUUAUACACAUUAUGUGUAAUCAUUUGUAAACCAGGGUAAUAAUGUAUGUGUUUUAAUUUCAUAGAUUCUUAAAAUUAAAAAAAAACUAUAGAAUACAUAAUUCUGAUUUAAAAUGUCUUUAAAUAAAGAUACUUUUAUUGCAAUGUAAAAAAAGAAUUAAAUCAGUUUCAGUCGGCUAAUGAAAACAUAAUGCAUAUAUGUGCCAUAGACGUCGGUGGUUAUAACAGUUUUCAAAAUGAACCAUGAACUAUAGUAUUCCUUUCUAAACAUGUAAUCUUAAUCAUAAAAUAUUUGAGAUUUAUUAUAUAAGGUAGUUUCAGAUAUUGUUUUAUACAGUUUGGGAUUUGAACAGUUUAGUUAAUGAAGUCAUGAAAAUGACCUUUGUAGGGACCCAUGACAUAUUAUUCUGAUAACUCUACAUAAUUAUAUUCAAUACGUUAUGACUCAAAUAUACAAAGUUCAUAGUCAAAGCUAAACUCAAUGUUACAAACUGACUUUUUCAUCGAAAUAUUAAAUUUGAGAACUUUGACGUUACAAACUGUGACCAUAUCAUUGAAAUAUUAAUGUUGAGAGCUAAUUUUGAUGUAAUAAACGAUGACUUUAUCCUUACAAUAUCAAUUUUGAGAGCUAAUUUUGAGGCAAGAAACUGUGACUUUAUUAUUGAAAUAAUAAAUUUGAGAGCUUAUAUUGACAAUACAAACCGUGACUUUUUCAAUAUGAAUUUUUUUUUUGAAAUGUUAACUCGGCCUUAUCUUGUCAUUUUGUGCCAUUAGAUUGUUAGAAAAUGUAGAAAUCAAGCACAGAAUAGUAACGGUAGAUAUACAUGUAUACUCAUAAUUUAUGAUACAAACACAUAUUCUGUUCAGAUCGUAUACUUGUUCAUUGAUAUGUAUUCUUUGCCUCCUGUUCUACUUCGUCCCUGCUUGGGUUAAUGUUUUUAUUGCGACCUUUUUUCAUUGGUGUUUGCAUUUUUGUGUGGGCCAAUUACAAUCGAGGAUUUUUCAAAUUUUCUGUUCAUUAAUUUUACCUAUAUUGAUUCCGACGAAUGUACCAAAAUAAGUUUCAUAGACUAUAUUUCAGUCAGUCUAUUUUUCAACUUAUUUUUUAAACAUACCCGCUAUAUUAAGAGUAUGCUUACAUUUUUGAUGUCCAAAUAAUUUUAAAAUCAUAUAUACAUACAUGUUUUUUUAAUUAUCUUUAUCAAAAGUGUUUAUACAAGACUUGUUAUGGUAAUUGAUGCAUGUACCGGUAAACUGUCGUAUAUUAAGUUAUAAUAAGAAAUAAACUACUUUUUUAAUUUACUUAUACAAGUCUUUUAAUUAAUUUUAGCUUGAAAACGUCCAUCAGUGUAUUUUUACUAUGUGCUACAUGUCAGGGUAAUGUCAUAUGGUUAUUGUGAAGGUUGAAAUGUUUGAUUUUGCUUCAGAUAUUCAUUGUAGUGAAAGAGCUUUGUGCAACAUCUUACAUUGUAAUUGAAUAUUAUUAUCAAAAAUGCACCUAUGUUUGUAUUACUCUUAAGUUAUUCAUUGAGUAAAUUAAAAUGUAACUCUUUAAGUUAUUCAUGGAGUUAAUAAUAAUAAUAAUAAGAAGAAGAAGAAUAAUAAUGAUGAUAAUAAUAAUAAUAAUAAUAAUAAUAAUAAUAAUAAUAAUAAUAUAACUCUUAAUGUUAAUCAUUGAGUUAAUUAAAUAUAAAUCUUAUAUAUCAUUCAUUGAGUUUAUAAUAAUAAUAUUACUCUUUAAGUUAUUCAUGGAGUAAAUAAUAAUAAUAAUUAUAAUAAUAAUAAUACUCUUCAAUGUUUUUCAUUGAGUUAAUUUCGGUGUAACUUUUUUUAGUUAUUAAUUGAGUUAAUUAGAAUGUAACUCUUUUAAGUUAUUUAUUGAGUUAAUAAAACUUCUUGCGACAGGCAAUCAGACCCAAUGUGAGGUACAAAAUUUAUUCUAAUUCCCAUAAAAUCUACCUCAUGUACUGUAGAUGUACAUUGUAUUUCUUCCCAUUUUAAGAUUGAUUUAGUUUUGUUACUAGUAUUGUAUGGCUUAUAUCAACUUGUGUUUUUACCGUGAAAGUAUUGUUUUACUUACCUUUUACAAUUCUUGUUUCAGAAUUUCAGAUGUAUAUCUAAAGUUAUUUUAGUAUAUUUUUGGUAACCAGGCUCUAUUUAAGUUGAUUUUUACAUACUUGUCUUAAUAGUUAUUUAAUACAACCAAUGUUCUUAUACAUUCAUUGUGUCCCGUAGAAAAAUAUUAAGUCAUACAGAUGAAAAAAUAAAAUUGCUUGUUCAGCUUUGCUUUGUAAGUUUGUCAUAUGGUUGUGAAGUUUGGAAGGAAUGCAUACAAAUUCAAUAAAAAGUAUGCAGUUUUCUUUUUAUCUCCUACAACUUUGUUCAUGUAUACAUGUAUUUGUAAAUAGUGCGAGUAUUUUUCUGUCUAUUUCUAUGAAUACUUUGUGUACAGUAGAUUGUUAUCAUUGAUUUCAACUCAUUUUCCACAUGAUUAUUUAUUAUAUCAGUUUAAAGAAGUUGUAUUGAUAAAUUCAUGAGUUGUAUAUUGUCUUUUAUAUUGUAUUAUUUUGUGGAUUAUUUUGAACAAAGUAAGGGUAAUUAAACACCAAACC
Molecule: messenger RNA, 5835 nt
Organism: Mya arenaria
Lineage: Eukaryota; Metazoa; Mollusca; Bivalvia; Myida; Myidae
Exons: 7
Coding region: 156-1433 (425 amino acids)
Molecular function (GO): protein binding
Source: RefSeq, a predicted model, not a curated record